Messenger RNA from Portunus trituberculatus (swimming crab), 2467 nucleotides. RefSeq lists its product as uncharacterized. Lineage: Eukaryota; Metazoa; Arthropoda; Malacostraca; Decapoda; Portunidae. Gene Ontology annotation, biological process: regulation of transcription by RNA polymerase II. The transcript has 2 exons. Gene Ontology annotation, molecular function: DNA binding. The record is from RefSeq and is a predicted model, not a curated record. Gene Ontology annotation, cellular component: nucleus. Bases 231 to 1946 code for a protein of 571 amino acids.
UCAAUAAACUUAAUCCUUUCUGAUACAAAGUAAUAUGAUGAGGUCUAGUUUUCAUUAAUAUUACUCAAAUUUGACAACAUAUAAAUAGAUAAGUUGAGAACUUUCAUCAGUAUUUAAUAGAUAAGGCUGAUAAAGCUCCUGCACAUCAAACCAAGGGUUGCUGUCUUGUGGAAUAUUAUCCUCUUCACAGUUCUUAUUCAUAUUGUAUUUACUUGUUUCAUUGCACAGUAAUGCAAAAUGAACACAGUCAUUAUAAUGGGAGGAAAAGAGACCCAGUGUGGCAAUUUUUUGAUAAAGUCUUCAAUGGCUCAGCUUUUAGAGCCAAAUGCAGAAAGUGCAAACAAGAAAUGUCACCAUUGUUGGCAAAAAUGAAGACACAUAUGAUGACCUACCACCAACUACAGAUCAACAAUCCUACUCAACGAGGUAUACCAGUUCAACAUUCUUCAUCAUCUGUACAUAGCACUUCAAAUUUAAAACGAUCUUCAUCAUAUUUAGCACCUGCUAAUAGUGGUGCUCUUCUUUCUCAGUCCAAGAAAGAUCGGGUAAGAUCUAUGAAAAUUAGCAACACAGAAAAAGUGGCCUUAGAUCAAGAAAUAGCCAAUUAUUUUUAUGCUACAAAUACUCCCUUCCAAGCAAUAGAACAUGAUCAGUUUAUCAAAAUGAUCAGAAUGUUAAGACCAGGAUACAUUCCACCUAACAGGGAACAAGUUGAAGGGCCUCUCUUGGAUCAGUCAUUCAGCUCAGUGAAUCAGGUAUAUUUAAAUGAAUUUAAGGGAAAAACCGUUUGCAUGGCCAUGGAUGGAUGGAGUAAUGCUCACAAUGACCCAGUAUUAGUACUGAGUUUAUUAGUAGAUGGCAAGAUGUAUUUGAUUGAUUGUGUAGAUACAAAAGAAUCAAGAUACACAACAGACUGCUUAGUGGAAAUAGCUGAAAUCAAUGCAAAAAAAGUAAAAGAAACAUUUGGGUGCACUGUGAGAAGUUUUGUGACAGAUGAUUAUGAUGUCAAUAUGGCAGAAAUGAGAAAGAAAUUAGUAAAUGGUGAAAAUAUUUUGAUAUAUGGUUGCUCUGCACAUCUUUUAAACCUGCUCUUACAAGAGAUGCAAAUUAGAACCAUGAAGGAGGAUAUCACAGAAAUAAUCCAGUACUUCUUGAAUCAUCAUAUCCCUCGAUCACUGUAUAAAGCUGCUGGAGGGACAUUGCUGGUGAUGCCUGUAGAAACUCAGUGGAACAUAAUAGCCGACUCAAUUGAAUCUUACCUAAAAAACUGGGAGAUCCUAGUGAAAGUGUGUAAGGACAACAGCAAAGUACUUGACCAAGAAAUCAUCAGGAAGAUUAAUGAUAGGACCUUGAAAAGGACAGUAAAAGACUAUUUGGAGCGAAUGAAGCCUAUUGCUGUGGCUUUGAACUCUGUCCAGAGAGAAACUACACUCAUCAGUGAUGCUGUUGAAAUCUGGUUGAAACUGAAAGAUGAUAUAAAAGAGUAUCUAACAGAUGAAAAGGAUAUGAACAAUUUUGAAAGGAUAAUUAGUGUAGCACUGACACCUGCUCACUUUCUCUCAAAUAUGAUAGACCCAAGGUAUCAAGGCAGACGGUUGACUUCAGAGCAAAAAGAUGUUGCAGAAAUGUAUGUAUUUGUAUACUUUCCAAUGUUUCUAACAAAAUUAAUGGCAUUCCGUGGUAAAACUCAACCCUUCAAAGAUUAUUAUUUUACCAAGAAUGUUGUAGAAACUAUGUCGCCAUUAGCAUGGUGGCUUACUUUCUCCAGUGAACUGUCAGAAAAUGAACUGAACAUUCCUAAGAAACUAUUUACAGCAGUUGCAUCAUCACCAGGAGUUGAAAGAAUUUUUUCAAAUUUUGGACAUGUACAUUCCUCUAUCAGAAAUUGCCUUGGAAAGGAAAAGGCUUCCAAAUUACUUACAGUUCAUAAGUAUUAUAACAAAUGAACAUCUUUGGUUAACAGCUAUUACUUUUUGUGUAGAUUUGAUGUUCUUAAGAAUUGAAGUUUUUGUAUUAACAGAGAUCUUAUUAAGUUAUCUAUAUAUUGUACAUUAAAAUAAUAUUAUUGUGUAUAUUUGUUAUUGUUUGUUAUGUUUAUAACAAAUUAACAUCUCUGGUUAACAGCAAUUACUUUUUUGUGUAGAUUUGAUGUUUUUAAGAACUAAAGUUGUUUUGUAUUAAGAGAUCUUCUCGAAUGAUCUAUGUAUUGUACUUUAAAAUAAUAUUAUUGUAUACAUUUGUUAUUGUUUGUUAUGUUUGUAUGAUCACAGUUUCUUUUUCAUUUCUUUGUAUUUAUAAAUUAAUUAUUUUAAUAUAACAUAUCUGAUUAUGGUAUUAGACCUACAUAUGAUUCAUAUGUCAAAAGUUAAUUUAGAGUAGUGUUUCCUUUAGGGUUAAGUUCAGUACAAAUAAAAUAGCUUCAUAAGACUGAGAUAUAUAGGUGUACAGUAUAUAUAUAUAUAUAUAU